CACUUAACUCACAUUAAGCUGCCUCCUGUUUGUCUUAGGUAGUAUCGCAAUUUGAUCCUGGUUUGCGGUCUCUGGAUCCCAUAGCCUAGAAUCCACUGAAAGAAAUCUGUAAUCUGUAGUAAUUUGUUGUCGGUCCCUAAGCGGUAAGCGGUGGUCUGCGGGGCUGUGGACCUGAAAUGGCCGUCUUUCGACUGCUUAUAGCGUAUACAGUAAAACAAGGCUGCGGCAUCUGGAGGCACCGGACAUAAAUUGGAAAUGAAUGUAUUAUCAGAAAAACGACGAUGAAGGGCGAAAGUUUCAGACUCCUUUUCAUCUUCAUCGUCAUUGGCUGUGAUGGUUUCCUGCUACACGGCUCUGCUGGUCCUCUAACAGCCCGGCCGGGAGGAGCUGUACUGCUGCCCUGCUUUGUGGACAGACCCCUGCCUUUGGAGGAGCUGGAGGUGGACUGGAGAAGGACUGAUUCAGACACCAUCGUGCACCUAUUCCAGGAUGGUCAGACCAGACCUGAAUCACAGGGGGAUGCCUACAGGGGCAGAGUGCACUUCUUCUCUCAGGAAAUCCCCAAAGGCAACUUCUCUCUGCUGCUUGAGGGUGUGAGGACUGCAGAUACAGGACUAUACAAGUGUGUGGUUUAUACAGAGCAGGAGAACCAUGAAGCACGGGUGGAGAUACAGGAAGUAGAGCGGCUGGUGGUGACGGGUGCAGAUGAGCCUGUCUAUGCACAUGCUGGAGAGGAUGUGACUCUCAGCUGCUCUGUGGACACCCAUGUUAAUGUGACAGAGCUUCAGGUGAAAUGGAUAAAGACAGACGAUGACGGUGACAUCAUGGUGCUUCUGUAUGAUGAUGGAGAGAACAGACCAGAGUCUCAGGAUGGGAGAUACUCUGGAAGAGCUGAAUUCUUCACUGAGGAAAUUCCCAAAGGAAACUUCUCAAUGAAUCUGAGGAAAGUCAGGCUGGAAGACAAAGGAGAGUUCAGGUGUGAAGUCCACUCAGAUACUGAUUCUGCCAGUACAACUGCCAGGAUAGCAGCACUGGGUUAUUCAUCCCUGCAUUGGCUGAUUCUGGGGCUGUGCAUCGCUGUCACACCUGUAGAACUACUUACUGGUGCUUUAUCUGUCAGGAAUUUAGAUAGUAAAAACAGACAGGCUCUGUUGUGUCACUGGUCACAUGUCACAGUUCCACCAAUCAUGGUUUCAUCAGCAUUCAUCCUGUGGGGUAUAACUGAAGGAUCCGCAGGAGAGGCUGUUACUUGUGCUGUCAUCAGUCUGAUGAAUAUCCUGCUGCUGUUUAUUAUGGCUCCAUAUGUGGACUCAACAGGCAAGGUGGGUUACACUAGAUUCACGAUCUUGGCUAUAGGAAGCCUCAUCAACAUCACAGCUGUAUGUGCAGGUUCUCUCAUUGAGUUUGCAGCAAAAUACUCCUCAAGUCCAGCUGAGAAAGGAGCAUUUAGUGGGAUUUUGGGUGAAAUCUUAUUUUUGCUCAUCUUUUUUAUUAUAUUCCGAAUUCUUCGCUUUGUGCUUUGGAUGAAAGAAUACCCAAUGAAAAUAAUUAACUAUAUUACAGGAAUAACUGGAAUUAUAUUUCUGAUCAUCACAGUUUCUUCCACAAUCGUAGUCAGUGUUUAUCUGGCAAAAUAUUACUCAGAUGCAGCUUGGAAAGAACAACUUGGAACAAUUUUAACUAUGUUAAUGUUUCCAGUUCUCAUUGUUUCAUUCCCAGCUGCUUUCAGUGUGGUUUGGAUAGUGCGCUCCCUUAAGACAACUGAAAAAGUAGAACUCAGAGAAAUUCUUGUAAUCUGGGGAUAUUUCAUCUAUGAUCCCACACUUUUUAACACGCUCAUCCUAGCUAUUUAUUCUCAUCUCUAUGCCUGGAUGCAAAACACAUUCAUAUUAGGAUAUUCAAUUUCAGUUGCAGUAGCUGCCUUUGGAUUAAGUUCCUUCAAACGUAUUAGGGAUUUUUUGUGGCAUUAUAAAAUGUUUUUGGAGGGAUUUCACUCCGAACCCCGUAAAUAUGCAUAUUUCUUAGGGGCUUUUGGUCUCCCUCUCCUGAAUUCUGUUGCUCUGGCUGUAGCAUUAAAAUUCAAGGCAGACACAGGAAAACAGUUACUGGAUCUACGGCUGAUUGUCCUGAAUUCUGGGUCUGUCUUCCUCUUUGGCUGGAUUGUUAUACAGAUGUCUGCAUACUGGUUGGCGAGAAAGGAAAAGUGAGUAGAGAUUUUUAUAUGUAGUACAUGUACAAGCCUUUUUAAAAAAAAAAUGGUAGAAAUGUAGAAGAAAAAUCCAUUCUGAUGAGCCUGGAAACUGUCACAGGAAGCACAAGGCAGGGGACACCCUGGGCAGGAUGCCAGUCCAUCACAGAGCAAACACACAUUCACUUACGAUGGGACAUUUAGUGAGGUGUGAGGUGCCAGUGUUACCCACUGAGUCACCAUGUAAACUACACAGAGCCCAAGCCGGGGGGUGUGAGGUGCCAGUGUUACUCACUGAGUCACCAUGUAAACUACACAGAGCCCAAGCGGGGGGGUGUGAGGUGCCAGUGUUACUCACUGAGUCACCAUGUAAACUACACAGAGCCCAAGCCAGGGGGUGUGAGGUGCCAGUGUUACCCACUGAGUCACCAUGUAAACUACACAGAGCCCAAGUCGGGGGGUGUGAGGUGCCAGUGUUACCCACUGAGUCACCAUGUAAACUACACAGAGCCCAAGCCGGGGGGUGUGAGGUGCCAGUGUUACCCACUGAGUCACCAUGUAAACUACACAGAGCCCAAGCCGGGGGGUGUGAGGUGCCAGUGUUACCCACUGAGUCACCAUGUAAACUACACAGAGCCCAAGCUGGGGGGUGUGAGGUGCCAGUGUUACCCACUGAGUCACCAUGUAAACUACACAGAGC
Messenger RNA from Brienomyrus brachyistius, 2888 nucleotides. RefSeq lists its product as uncharacterized. The coding region runs from base 282 to 2207 and encodes 641 amino acids. The transcript is spliced from 18 exons. The record is from RefSeq and is a predicted model, not a curated record. NCBI's taxonomy places the organism in Eukaryota, Metazoa, Chordata, Actinopteri, Osteoglossiformes, Mormyridae.